AUGUCGAGACCCCUAUUGCCUAGAGGGCAUCGCGAGCGCCUUUGGUCACCGAUGGCCGACCUGCUCAGCGAGGAAGGGUACCGGACCCUUCGACCCGGCACGUCAAAAUUCGCCUUGCUGCCCGAACAAGUCCAGGAGUGGCCAGAUUUUGCGAAAGAGAUCAAAGCCCUUCUCGCGCCCUACUGCGGCAAGGCCGCCUCGUCCAAUACCCUGCACCCGGUCGGCGAAGUGGCCGAUCUGCUUAAGCUUGGGGUUUGCUUUGGGGACGCCCAGUCCGGUGUCAACCGGCUCCUCCUGGAAGUCAAGAAGCAGGAGAAACGCGAAGUCAAAGCAGAUCUGAAGCGGAAGAUAGGAGACCAGCAGGCCGGGGGAAAGCUCGUUCCCGACGUGGUGAUUGCAGACACCAAGACCCAUCCCAUCCGGGGCGUGGGUGAGGUCAGGACACUGUGGAAAUUCGAGCCCGGGAAGAAGCAAAGCUGGGAACAGUUUAUAGCCGAGAAACUCGGCCAACCCGCCAGGUACAUGGACGACCACUGUGUGCGGUAUGGAUUCCUCACCAUCUACGACAGGACAUGGUUUGUGAAGCGGGUCAAUGACAACGAGUUCGCCAUCUCGCCCCCCAUUCACUCGAAGGCUCGCUCCUCAGCCACCGAAGUCUCCAAGAGGGAAUGCUUUUUGGCAUUCGCUCUUAGGGCAUCCGAUGCCGCUGGAAGCAAGUACAGUCGGAGAUCCGGUCUUAUUCUGACGCGCCGCGGCCGCCGGCAGCGGGCCUUACCCGAGACGGGCCGCAAGGCCAUCCAGCGGGGACUCUGA
Aspergillus brunneoviolaceus CBS 621.78 is the source of this 813-nucleotide messenger RNA. RefSeq lists its product as uncharacterized. The transcript is spliced from 4 exons. NCBI's taxonomy places the organism in Eukaryota, Fungi, Ascomycota, Eurotiomycetes, Eurotiales, Aspergillaceae. The record is from RefSeq and is a predicted model, not a curated record. The coding region runs from base 1 to 813 and encodes 270 amino acids.